This is a messenger RNA of Varanus komodoensis (Komodo dragon), 7094 nucleotides long. Its product is annotated as non-receptor tyrosine-protein kinase TYK2-like. The record is from RefSeq and is a predicted model, not a curated record. NCBI's taxonomy places the organism in Eukaryota, Metazoa, Chordata, Lepidosauria, Squamata, Varanidae. The coding region runs from base 93 to 3656 and encodes 1187 amino acids. Gene Ontology annotation, molecular function: cytokine receptor binding; ATP binding; non-membrane spanning protein tyrosine kinase activity. Gene Ontology annotation, biological process: cytokine-mediated signaling pathway; cell differentiation; intracellular signal transduction. The transcript is spliced from 24 exons. Gene Ontology annotation, cellular component: cytosol; membrane; cytoskeleton.
CCGGCAGUCGGCCCAGGGCGCGUCUGGCGGCGGAGUGGCUGUGCCGCGGCUCCCCCUCCCCUGCCAGCUAGGAACUUGGAAACUUUGGCACAAUGCCGCUGUGCCACUGUGCAGUGCAACAUAGUGAAUCAGACAUGGAGGGGUUCCAUUUUGCACCUGCAGGAGGACUGAGGGUAUAUCUCUACUGGAAGGAGCGGGAAGAGAUGGAACAGUACCAGACUUACACACAGGGGACUCCUUGUGCUGAAGAGAUCUGCAUUGAUAUUGCACAGAAAAUUGGGAUUGUGCCAAUCUGCUACAGUUUAUUCGCCCUCUAUGAUCCACAAUCCAAACUGUGGUUCCCUCCCAAUCAUGUGUUUGAUAUUGAAAGUGGCAUCAAGUUGACCCUGCAUUUCCGGAUGAGGUAUUAUUUCCGAAACUGGCAUGGGACAAAUAACAAAGAGCCAGCUGUCUAUCGCAACAUUCCUCACCAAAAUGACUCGGAGGACAAGUCACAGAAAAGCGAGCAAGACGGUGCCUUGCUGGAUAAGUCAUCAUUUGAGUAUCUCUUUGAACAAGGGAAACAUGACUUCAUAAAUGAUGUAGCUUCUCUAAAAGACCUUCGCACUGAACAGGAAAUUCACCAGUUUGAACAUGAGAGCCUGGGCAUGGCUGUCUUACACCUGUGCCACAUUGCCCUCAAGAUGGGCAUCUCCCUUGAAAAAGUGGCAGAGAAAACCAGUUUCAAGGAGUGCAUUCCGCGUUCCUUCCACCAGCAGAUUCAGCAGAACAAUUACCUGACCAGAUUCCGUAUAAGGACUGUUUUCAAGAAGUUCUUGAAGCACUUCCAACGACACACAGUGAGCACCGGCAAGCUGACAGAGCAGGAUGUGAUGAAAAAGUACCUGGCAACUUUGGAGAACCUGGCCCCACGUUUUGGGAGUGAACUGUUUGCAGUUCUCUCAUUGGAGACACUGUCAGAGGGUGAGAAGGUGCCACUGUACAUUAAUGGAGGGCAUACACAUCUGGAGAACUCCCAUGCCUCUCCUCCCAGCGACAAGCCUGCCACCCAUGAGGUUCUGGUCACAGGCACAGAAGGCAUUCAGUGGCGGCCCAUCUCUGCUGAGAGAUUACAAAGCCAUCCCCAUAGAGGGUAUUUGGGGAAGAAGGCCAAGAUUAAAGACCAUAAGGCCAAAUGGCCCUACCAACCAGUGGAACAACAUGAACAGAAAUGGGUGCACUUUUGUGACUUCCAGGAGAUCACACACAUUGUUGUCAAAGACUGCGAAGUCCGCAUUCACCAUCAAGACAAUAAGUGCCUGGAUCUGACUCUUUCAUCCCAUGAGGCUGCACUCUCCUUGGUUUCACUUGUGGAUGGGUACUUCAGAUUGACAGCUGAUUCUAACCAUUAUCUGUGCCAUGAAGUGGCUCCACCACAGCUGGUUCUGAGCAUCCAGAAUGGUAUCCAUGGCCCUAUGCAGGAGGAAUUCAUUUUGGCUAAACUGAAGUGGGAGGAACAGGAGGAGGGGCUGUAUGUCCUCCGUUGGAGCGCCCUUGACUUCAAUAGAUUGAUCUUGUCUGUAAUGAGGAGAGGCCAGAACUUGCAGUUCCUAGAUUCCUCAAGCUACAGACACUUCCGGAUCCAAAAGAAGGACAAAACCUUUGUGCUUGAAGGCUGGGAGCAGGAGUUCCCUAGUAUCCAAGAGCUGAUGAAUGCUCUCAAAGGCUGCACACUAAGAUCUGGAAAUGAGAUCUUCAUUUUAAAGAGGUGUUGUCUCCCCAAGCCAGGAGAAAUCUCAAACUUGCUGAUCACACGAAAAGUGAAGGCCAGCGCUCGGCCAAUUCUGAAUUUGACCCAGCUGAGCUUCCAUCAAAUCCGAAAGAAUGAGAUCUCUCAGAGAGCCCACCUGGGACAAGGGACACGUACAAACAUUUAUGACGGUGUGCUACAUGUGUGCAGUGGGGCCAACGGGGAUGAUGAGACAGAAUAUUUUUCCACUGAGCAGAACAACAAUAGCCGUGAGAUGCAUGUAGUGCUCAAGAUGCUGGACCCUAGCCACAGGGACAUUGCACUGGCAUUCUUUGAAACAGCCAGCCUGAUGAGCCAGGUCUCCCACAUCCAUUUGGCUUUUGUUCACGGGGUUUGUGUAUGGGGCUCAGAAAAUAUAAUGGUGGAAGAGUACAUUGAACAUGGUCCCCUGGAUGUCUUCUUGCGGAAAAACAAAGGGCGGAUAACAGUGGGCUGGAAAUUCACUGUUGCUGCACAGUUAGCUAGCGCCCUGACUUAUUUGGAAGGCAAAAACCUGGUGCAUGGCAACGUAUGUGCCAAGAACAUCUUGUUGGCUAGGAAAGGCUUGGAUGAUGGCUUGAUGCCCUUCAUCAAGCUCAGUGACCCUGGAGUCAGCUUCACAGUACUCUCCCGAGAAGAGCGGGUUGACAGGAUCCCAUGGAUUGCUCCAGAAUGUGUUAAAAAUGUGAGCAACCUCAGUACGGCGGCUGACAAGUGGAGCUUUGGUACUACUCUCCUGGAGAUAUGCUUUGAUGCAGAUGUGCCACUAAAAGAACGUACUCCUUCUGAGAAAGAGCGUUUCUAUGAGAAAAAACAUCACCUUCCGGAGCCAUCUUUCAAAGAAUUAGCUGUGUUAAUCAGCCAGUGCCUGAACUAUGCUCCUGCGGAGCGGCCAUCAUUCCGGACCAUCUUGCGAGACCUUACGCAACUACAGCCACAUAACCCCCUUGACAUCACAUCUGUGAAUCCCGAAUUUCCAGUAUCUGACCCAACUGUCUUUCAGAAGCGGUAUCUGAAAAAGAUCCGAGAUCUGGGUGAGGGUCACUUUGGCAAAGUGAGUCUGUACUGCUAUGAUCCUACCAAUGAUGGCACUGGUGAGAUGGUGGCAGUGAAGUCACUGAAAUCAGGCUGUAGCCAACAGCUGCUGACCAGCUGGAAAAAGGAAAUUGAGAUCCUGAAGACACUUUACCACGAGAACAUUGUCAAAUACAAGGGUUGCUGUAGUGAGCAAGGGGAAAAGAUGGUGCAGCUUAUUAUGGAAUAUGUGCCUUUGGGGAGUCUGAGGGAUUAUCUUCCCAAGCACAGUGUCAGCCUGGCCCAUAUUCUCCUCUUUGCUCAGCAGAUCUGUGAGGGAAUGGCUUAUCUUCACUCCCUGCGCUACAUCCACAGGGAUCUGGCAGCCAGAAAUGUACUCCUGGAGAAUGAGAACGUUGUGAAAAUUGGAGACUUUGGUCUUGCCAAAGCCAUCCCUGAAGGUCAUGAGUAUUACCGUGUCUGUGAAGAUGGAGACAGCCCUGUCUUUUGGUAUGCUGUGGAGUGCCUGAAGGAGUGUAAAUUCUAUUAUGCCUCUGAUGUUUGGUCCUUUGGGGUUACUUUAUAUGAACUCCUAACACGCUGUGAUUCAAGUCAGAGCCCUCCAGUGAAAUUCAUUGAGAUGAUUGGAGCAACUCAGGGCCAAAUGACAGUACUGAGGCUUAUAGAGCUUUUGGAUAGAGGGAAAAGGCUGCCCAGCCCAAAGGACUGUCCAUAUGAGAUUUACCGCUUGAUGAAAAACUGUUGGGAAUCAGAAGCUUCAUUCCGGCCAGCCUUCACAAACCUUGUCCCCAUCCUCAGAACCUUCCAUGAAAAGUACAGGGCCCAGGCCCCCUCAGUGUUCAACCUGUGCUGAGCAGGAUGCAAAGACUUUCAGCCAAAGACCAUACUCUUACCUGCACUCUGUGUCUUGAUACUGUCUGUGUGUGCCUGGAAUGCCACAGUGCCAUGGAAGCUGCUUCAAAAUAUCAUAAUGCGUUGGAACUCUUACUGUUUUGUUGUUCAGAGCCCCAACGCAGAGUUUUCUGCCUUAUCCCUUUUUUUCUGUGUACCAAAUGUGACGGUGUUUAAGGGAAAACCCACAUCUUUUUUCAUCAUAAGCAGAGGUUGCUUAUGAAACAGUGUAUAAUGCUGCACCAAACUCUGGCCUGAGGAAUCUGGAAAGCCUUGAGACUUAGUCUGAAUACAGGAUAUCACAGGUGCAGGGAAGUGAGUAAAUGAAAUGACUUCUUCGUUGUCUUUUUAAUGGACUGCUGAGCCUGUUGGUCUGCUGCAGACAGAUAAUGCAGCUUGGAUUUAAAAGAGACUGGGAAGGAAGCCAAGAUCUUCAAGCGCAAUAAUCGCUAUAGGUAAUGUUUCUCUUGGACUAGGUCUUUCUUGCUACAAGGAAAUGUGCUAUUUCUGGGACUAUUUUCAAAGCAAAUGCUUUGGACUCCCAAAAAUCCCUGAACUGGCCUUUGUUCCCAUUCACCUGGUAUCUGUGUAUUUCAGAAUUGCUGGGGCUCUUACAUCUCUUCGAUUCCACCAUCUUCCACAUAGAGUAUAGACAUCUUUUCACUUCCUUUCUGGAGGAGGCCCUCUUCUCAACCCUCUAGAAAUCCAGAUGUGGAGCCAGAUGCACACUCAGCUGACUAGAGAAGUGAAUGUUUGCUCAUAUUUUGUAUCCCCAUAUAGAAGUCUUGGGUUUGCUCCCAAAGAGAUGUCCCUGAAGUCUCCAAAGGGGAUAAAGAAAAGGUACUAUUUUUUCAGAAAUGCAUUGCACUCAUGAGAAUUCGCCUGCUGUGUAAGCUUUGUCAGAGCCCACUUUGCUUUCUAGAUAAUAUAAGCAGACAUUUCUGUAUUGUUGUCCCAAGAACCAUUCUUCAAACAUUUGGUUGUUUUGAACCAGAAAUCUUCCCACCCCUUGCUUCUAUCAAUCAGAAGCUUUAAAUUUGAAGUUGAGGGAGGCAAAAAGAGGGUAGGCCUCAAAUCAUAUCACAGUUUUAUGGGAAAUGCCCUUUGACCACUAACUUGGUUGCUACUGCCUAGAAACUGGGCAUCAUGUAGCUAAGUAACAGCGGUUCCUGCUGGAAUCCCACAUCCUGAGAGAGAGAGAGAAAGAGAGGGAGGGAGGAAAAAACCCAGUUGCCUCAUACAUCUCAGGGCUGUGAUGUCACUUAGCUAAUUUAGUUUAAAAAAAUACUACUUGCUGUUGAAGCCACAGCUAUUUGCAUUCCAAAACUUUAGUCAUUCUCCAUUCUUACCAAACCUAGUUUGGGCAGAGUCAGCUGUUUUCAUAGGCACAUUUCAGAUCCUGUUGGAGGUGUUGCAGGCUCCAAAUUAUGUUCAGGAUCUUUAGGGUGCUGCAAAGCUGGGCUAAUGGUUGCCCUCAAUACAAAUUCCUCCCUUGCCAACUUGCACUCUUGGGAUCCUGUCCCUUCUUCAUAACUGAGGACUGGGGACUGUUUUGGCAAACCUGAAACUACACAUUAUUAACGAGCCUGUUCCAGGCUGUUUCUGCUUUGAGAAAGAGGGGAGGGAGGACGGCUGUUGACCUGCCUUUUAGGUGGCUCUUAAUAUCAUUAAACAGUACUGUAAGAAUUAAGUAUUUCAAGAGUGUUUUAAAUUUCCCUUCUCACAGAAUGAAAGGAAUGAUCAACAAUCAUUUAUACUUUGGCUAUGCUGUGCAAGCCACUUAGAGCUAUGAAGGGACCAGAUGAGAGUGCUUAUCCCUGCAUGUUUUCCUGCCAUUCCAAUUCACCAAAGGCUCAAAGCAAUCCCUAUUCUGUUUCUAGGUGGUUACUUAGUUGAGGCUUACCACUUUGAAGGAAGGCAAUGAAGAGAAAGGGAAUGCAGGAAGAGUCAGGAGCUUGGGGUUAUUGUUCAUUUUUAGCCAAGCUGAGAUUUUGAACUCUUGACUGAUAUGUAUAUUGAUGUACAGCUCUGAGUAACAAAUGGCCAGAAUUGGAGGAGGCAGGGGUAUCCUAAAACACUCAGUGCUGAACAUUUAUUUCCUGGGGAUCUGAUUAGGGAAAUGCCUACCAAAGAAAAUGAGAACAAAUACAGAAGUGUACAGUUCUUGGAAAUGACAGCUGGCAACUCUAAAUCCAUUGCAGACUGACCAGACAAAACUUUGGUAGAUUCCCUAGAAGGCUCUCAUCACACAACAGGGUGUGGCAGCAUGAAGCAUUGGAUGAGCAUAGCUUUCAGACUUCGUUUCAGGGGCCAAACUCAUGUUGACAUGGUUCAAAUACUGUUUCUGGGAUAGGGGUUGAAGUGUGGGUAGAGCCAGUCAAAUGUAUCAAGACCUUCCACAAGGAAGAUAAGAGCCACUGCAUUACUUUCCUUACCCACUCGUAGCAUACAUAGAUCAGGACUGAGAAAAUUAUGAAACUAGUUCUGUGAGCCUUUGGGAGUUGUGGAAUGCAAUCCUAUGCAUGUUUAUUUGGAAGUAUGUCUUAUUAGGUAUUCGUGUAUAUAGGCUGUAAGAUUUUUGGGGGCUGAUUUUUCCUCAAUCCCUCCCAUUGUGCUUGGUAAAUAGCUUUUGAUGUUGAAAAGAUUUUUAAAAACAGUUUGCCAUAUAUUGUGGCAUUAGCUGUUCGUUUUUUAAACCCCAUUCCAUUGUAUAAGCAUAAACCCCUUCCAUGACCCCAAACAGUUCCUUAGGUAAUAAACUUGAUAGGUUUUUAAAAAUGAUUUUCACUUGGUCUGUGAUACUAGAAGGACUCAAAUUUGUUUACAAGUCUAAAAGACAAAGAGCUAUUCAUAAAACUCAUGGUGUUAAUCACUUAUUUGAGAAUUGUACGCGCACCUAUUGGUAAACUUGUGUUAUUGGCCUUAAAACUAGUCUUAUCUUCCCCUCCCCUGUACAUUUUAUUUUUUGGGUAUAGAAUUGCACCAUGAGCCUGCACUACCAGCCCUAUCUCUGGAGUGUGGAACAAUGCCACCUGUCUUAGCUGAAAAGUAUCUUACAAAGCUAAACUGCAAAACUUCACAGCAUUGUGCCUUUUGCAUCUGGAACUGCACUGAAGAUUUGAGGCAAGGACUUCUUCCACGGAAGGAUGGGCAAGCUUCAGCUCAGCCUUUCUUGCUCUGUCUGUGGCCAAAGCUGCUGUACUUCUGGAUGUGUGUAUGGCGGUGGGGGGUGGGGUGGGGAGUGAGUGUUUAUGGGACGGGGAGAGUGUGUGAGUGCAGAGAGAAUGUGCACAGAAAUCUUGCUGUAAUGUGAAUGUGCUCUGUGUUAGUAGAGCUAAAUGUAAUAUCCUGGGAAGAUCAUUUACAUUUUCUUCAAAUAAACGUCAUAUAACUUUUAGUA